AUGGAUGAUCGUGUCCACAUGGUUGACAAGCGCGCUGCAAGGCAGACAACCCAUGGCGAUUCAAAGGCCUUCAAAUCCAGCAUUAGUAGCAACAUUGUUUCUGAAAUAUAUGCGCCGCAGACAAGUCUCCGGGAGCGGCUUGCUCGUUUCAAUAAUAAGCAAAAGAAGGACUCAAACAAGGCUAUUGAGACGAUCUCCCAUGACAGCGACCCCACUGCGGCCUUCUUUAAUCGUCUUAAACGGCCUGUUCCCGUACACAGGGAUGGGUCAUCUCGACAGCCAAAGAGGGUCAGGCGACCAUACGACCAAGAUACCAGCAGCUCGCCAAUCUUUGUUGCAAGCGAGGCCGUACAGCAUGAUCAAAAAAUGAGGCCAGUGGCUGUGGCAAUUGAAGCGACAUACGCUGGGAAAGCAGAUGAGCUUGACCGGGUCACCAAUGGGAAGCUCGAUCAAGCCCGAGAUCGUCUUAAAACGCAGAUCGAGGAUCUAAAGCAGCAGGAAGACCAUUUUGUGGGCGAGCUCAAAGCUCGGCAGCAGCUGGUUGCAAUGCCUCUUUACGACCUCAAGUUUGUAUCCGACUCCCGCAAGGAACGGAACCUCGGCCGGAUCGUGGCCGAUUUCUGGGCCGAAAAGGAGAUUGUAGAGAAGGCGGUUUCAGGCCUUUGGGAGGAGUGGGACAAUCUCAACGUUCAGAUCAGGCAACUCUGCGAUCGCAUCGUCGCAAGUGACGACAAUUCCCAGGAUGAAGAUAUGGACAGCAAGAUCCAGGGGGUGCUAGAAGUUGCCGACAAAGAGUUGGAAGACCUCGGUGCCGAGGUGAGCAAGGCAUUAGAAAAGGCUGAAAAGGACGCUGAAAAACAAAGACAGAAGUUGAGGCAUUUGUGGAUUGAAGAGAAGGCAAGGGAGUAUGACAACGCUCACAGCAGAAAGCUCAGGUUCCGCUAG
Molecule: messenger RNA, 945 nt
Organism: Pyricularia pennisetigena
Lineage: Eukaryota; Fungi; Ascomycota; Sordariomycetes; Magnaporthales; Pyriculariaceae
Exons: 3
Coding region: 1-945 (314 amino acids)
Source: RefSeq, a predicted model, not a curated record